AUGGUCCACCGGCACAAGUUUGAUAUUCUGUGUUGCCGAGGAUGCUGGGCGGCAGCAGCAACAGCAGUUUAUCUCAUUGAUAGAAAUUCAACAUCCAAGGGGACGGCUUCCCGGUCCAAACUGCUGGACAAGCUUCAGGCCUAUUUACCAGCAUCAAUGAUGCUUCCCCCACGGCGUUUACAGACUCUCCUGCGGCAGGCGGUGGAGCUACAAAGGGAUCGGUGCCUAUAUCACAAUACCAAACUUGACAACAAUCUAGAUUCUCUGUCUCUACUUAUAGAUCAUGUUUGUAGUAGGAGGCAGUUUCCCUGUUACACUCAGCAGAUACUUACAGAGCAUUGUAAUGAGGUGUGGUUCUGUAAAUUCUCUAAUGAUGGCACUAAACUAGCAACAGGAUCAAAGGAUACCACAGUUAUCAUAUGGCAAGUUGAUCCGGAUACACACCUGUUAAAACUGCUUAAAACGUUAGAAGGACAUGUGUAUGGCGUCUCCUACAUAGCAUGGAGUCCAGAUGACAGCUACCUUGUUGUUUGUGGUCCAGAUGACUGCUCGGAGCUUUGGCUUUGGAAUGUACAGACGGGAGAAUUGAGAACAAAAAUGAGCCAAUCUCAUGAAGACAGUUUGACCAGUGUGGCCUGGAAUCCAGAUGGGAAACGGUUUGUGACAGGAGGUCAGCGUGGUCAGUUCUACCAGUGUGACCUGGACGGCAAUCUUCUGGACUCCUGGGAAGGAGUGCGAGUGCAAUGCCUGUGGUGCUUGAGUGACAGCAAGACUGUGUUGGCUUCGGACACGCACCAGAGAGUCCGGGGCUACAACUUUGAGGACCUGACAGAUAGAAACAUAGUACAAGAAGAUCAUCCUAUUAUGUCAUUUACUAUUUCAAAAAAUGGCCGAUUAGUUUUGUUAAAUGUAGCAACUCAGGGAGUUCAUUUGUGGGACUUGCAAGACAGAGUUUUAGUAAGGAAGUACAAAGGUGUUACCCAAGGGUUUUAUACAAUUCAUUCGUGCUUUGGAGGCCAUAAUGAAGACUUCAUCGCCAGCGGCAGUGAAGAUCAGAAGGUUUACAUCCGGCACAAACGUAGUGAACUGCCAAUUGCGGAGCUCACGGGGCACACGCGCACAGUAAAUUGUAUAGGUGUGAUAACAUACGCCUGUAAUCUCGACACUUUUGUGGCGGGAGCAGGGGUGGAAGGAGAAACAGAGCAUGAUCCAGACCACUAUGGAGGAAGACCGGAAGCCCUUUCAGACCUGGGCUUCCACCAAUGA
This is a messenger RNA of Mastomys coucha (southern multimammate mouse), 1266 nucleotides long. RefSeq names its product WD repeat-containing protein 26-like. Gene Ontology annotation, biological process: proteasome-mediated ubiquitin-dependent protein catabolic process. The coding region runs from base 1 to 1266 and encodes 421 amino acids. Gene Ontology annotation, cellular component: GID complex. The record is from RefSeq and is a predicted model, not a curated record. NCBI's taxonomy places the organism in Eukaryota, Metazoa, Chordata, Mammalia, Rodentia, Muridae. Gene Ontology annotation, molecular function: protein binding. The transcript has 3 exons.